Messenger RNA from Nasonia vitripennis (jewel wasp), 1562 nucleotides. It is a transcript of the gene NC2beta, whose product is annotated as protein Dr1. The coding region runs from base 282 to 785 and encodes 167 amino acids. Gene Ontology annotation, molecular function: protein heterodimerization activity; core promoter sequence-specific DNA binding; TBP-class protein binding. The record is from RefSeq and is a predicted model, not a curated record. The transcript is spliced from 2 exons. Lineage: Eukaryota; Metazoa; Arthropoda; Insecta; Hymenoptera; Pteromalidae. Gene Ontology annotation, cellular component: negative cofactor 2 complex. Gene Ontology annotation, biological process: positive regulation of transcription by RNA polymerase II; RNA polymerase II preinitiation complex assembly; negative regulation of transcription by RNA polymerase II.
UAUAUAUAUAUAUAUACAUAUAGGUACAAAUAAAUAUACGCAUAUACACAACGAGUCGCGGAGGUAUAUAUAUGCCUAUAUAUAUAUAUUCACAAAUAUAUAUAUAUAUAUAUAUAUAUAUUUGUGAAUGUGCACUACGACUACCCUCUCCAAAACAAAAUAACUACCAUAUAACAGACUUUAGCUCAAUGAUCAAAAGUUUUUCUGUUCUUUAAAUAAAAAUAAAAGAUUAAACGUAAACCUUGGUAGAGAUCAUAGAAUAGUUUUUUGACGGUAUACAAAUGGCCUCGGCUGGAAUGUCACCACCAGAAGAUGAUGAGUUGACUUUGCCUCGAGCAUCUAUCAACAAAAUGAUUAAGGAAAUCCUACCCCAUGUCCGAGUAGCCAAUGAGUCUCGUGAACUCAUUUUAAAUUGUUGCACCGAGUUCAUUCAUCUUCUUUCAUCAGAAGCAAAUGACAUCUGUAAUCAACAACAGAAAAAAACAAUAAAUGCUGAACAUGUUCUUCAAGCUCUUGAAAAAUUAGGUUUCAGUGAUUACAGUGCAGAAGCUGAAGCUGUUUUGCGUGAUUGUAAAGCAGUGGCUGCAAAACGACGACGUCAAAGUACAAGAUUAGAAAAUUUGGGUAUUCCAGAAGAAGAGUUACUACGACAGCAACAAGAACUCUUUGCAAAAGCAAGAGAAGAACAAGCAGUUGCAGAACAAAUUCAAUGGCAACAAUUACAAGCAGUAUCACAGAUGUCAUCAAUGAUGAAUAAUGACAAUGAACAAGAUGAUUAUUCUUAAAAUACACUAGUGUCCUAGUACCCCACUUUUUGUAAUUAUUGAAUCAUUUGAUACAUACAAUUUGUAAUUAUUGUCAAUUUUUGUACAUCAAUUUUUUAUUUAGUAGUAAAAAAUACAAAAAAUAUUUAUUUUCCAACAAGUUAGGGGCCAAGUUUAGCUAUAAUGUUAAAAAAUGAUUGCUCAAUCCUAAACCCAAAUAAAUAAGGAAAAAAACGUGUGACCUACUUUUUACUUGUUUAUUUCCUCUUCAAGAUGAAGAACAUCAAUUAUUUCAAGGCAUUAAUCGGCCAUACUCGGAAGAAAGAUGACUUUUCUUAAUAGCCUCCAUAACUUUAGAGACGUAAUGAUACCUAAAAAAUUGUUUUUUAAUUUGAAAUUAACUUUACAUUGCAUUAGUUAUUUUUCAUUAUUAAUUGUAAUUAAGAUUACAAACCAAUUUUUUUCAGUCAGAUUAGAUGGUGUCAUCGCAUUUCUGGUGACACCAUGUAUUUUUCUCCUUAAUUUUUCAAUUAAUUGCUGUUCAUUUUCAUGAAAAGAUGAUUGAGCUAAAAAUUUGUUUAAAUUGUUAAAUAUAAAUACUUUAAAGUCACUUAUACUCAUUAAAUAAUGCUUGUCCUUACUGUUUUUAGAAAUUAAUGGUAUGAGAAAUAGAUUCAAUUGAUUUUCAACAGGGCACAAACUCAUAUCAAGACCACUAUGGGUUUGUAAUCGUGAAGAAGAGAAGGUUUUGUUAUAGAAAUCCUAAAAUGAAAUAAAUUACAUUACAAUAAAAACAAA